AUGGCACUGAGGGCGUAUCGUUACAUUGAACUCCCGGACACUGUUGACCUGAGGUACUCGGGUCAUUCGGUGCUCAUAGGAAGUCCACCUCCAAAGACGCUAAGGGUUUAUCGUGUAUUUCUGGCAAAUGUCGCACUUGGUGAUCUCCUAUUCUCUGCUGCAACAACAUUUGCACAAAUAAGGAUUAUUCCGAAUAAAUGGGCAUUUGCCUACGUUUCAUUAGGUCCAGCUGCAUAUUUCGGCUCACAUGUAUCAUAUUUGGCGUAUUGUGUUCAACUACAUGCUCUAUUCUAUACAUUCCUGUCAUUCCCUCUAUCAUUCGGUUUUCGAUAUUAUGUACUAAUUAAAUCAAUGCCAAAAAUCAAAAACUGUAUACCUAUAUGCGUGGGAUUAUGGCUAGUUGCAUUCGCCCAACAUGUAAUUUUUAUUUAUUCUGAAACCGAUCCAGCUUUUAUCCGAGAAUAUCUGUCUAUCAACAAACCUGAAUACAAUCUGACUGAUUUUGUGAUUUCUGGAAACCAUAUGAUCAAGAGUCCUCUAACUGUUGUUACGCUUUCUACUAUUGUUCUACCAAUGUUUCCAAUUUAUUUAUUGGUGAUAUUUUUCUACAGGAGGGUUCAUGCAUUUCUUCGUUGCAAUGCAGGGAAAAUGCGCGAGGGAACAGUUAAAGGACACAAACUGCUUAUACAGGCUCUUAUUAUUCAAGCUUCACUACCUCUUCUCUUCAUCUUUCCACCAAUUCUUAUCUACGGUUUCUACCAUCUUGAACUCAUAAAUUUCACUAUAAUAGAGUACCUCGUCUACGUUAUUUUCAGCUUCUAUCCGGCGACAAGUCCACUAGUGACGCUGUAUUUUGUAAGACCAUUCAAUAAUGCUGUCCGUAGACUACUUGGCAUUCAUUUAAAGGUAUCCGACGCUUCAAAGAGCGAAGCGACAGCAAUGAACUCUAUGAAAUAA
Molecule: messenger RNA, 957 nt
Organism: Necator americanus (New World hookworm)
Lineage: Eukaryota; Metazoa; Nematoda; Chromadorea; Rhabditida; Ancylostomatidae
Exons: 7
Coding region: 1-957 (318 amino acids)
Source: RefSeq, a predicted model, not a curated record